Molecule: messenger RNA, 6203 nt
Organism: Menidia menidia (Atlantic silverside)
Lineage: Eukaryota; Metazoa; Chordata; Actinopteri; Atheriniformes; Atherinopsidae
Source: the annotation of a GenBank genome assembly
AUAAAAUUAGCUCUGGCUGUUUAUAGCAGUGAAUAAUCUAGGUUUUUAACUUUAUGAUCCUGUUAACCCCAGCAUUACAGACUUAAUCGAAACAGGUGUAAUGUGUCUUUAAGUGUGGUCCCUGAUCACUCCCUGCUAGUAGUUCGCUACCUGUUAUUUUCUGCAACAAGAUGGCUGCCGUUCCUGAGAGCAGAGUCCUCACUUUCAGCGUUUUUAAGUGGAGCUCCUACUCCUCUACAUAUUUGCCUGAGAAUAUCUUGGUGGAUAAGCCUAAUGAUCAGUCUUCGAGGUGGUCUUCUGAGAGCAACUACCCUCCACAGUUUUUAAUCUUGAAAUUGGAAAGACCAGCAAUCGUUCAGAGCAUAACAUUUGGAAAGUAUGAGAAGACUCAUGUCUGCAACCUUAAGAAGUUCAAAGUGUUUGGUGGUAUGAGCGAAGAUAACAUGACAGAGCUCUUGUCCAGUGGCCUUAAGAAUGACUACAACAAAGAGACGUUCACGUUAAAGCACAAGAUUGAUGAGCAAAUGUUUCCCUGCAGAUUUGUCAAAAUAGUGCCUCUGAUGUCUUGGGGUCCGAGUUUUAACUUCAGUAUUUGGUACGUUGAGCUGCACGGUAUUGAAGACCCUGAUGUGGUUCAACCCUGCCUUAACUGGUACAGUAAGUACAGAGAACAGGAAGCUAUUCGCCUUUGCUUAAAGCACUUCAGGCAGCAUAACUACACAGAGGCCUUUGAGUCACUGCAGAAGAAGACUCGGAUAGCAUUGGAGCACCCAAUGCUCACCCACCUCCAUGACCGAUUGGUGCUGCAGGGUGACUUCGAUGCCUGCGAAGAGCUCAUAGACAAAGCUGUGAGAGAUGGUUUGUUUAACCAGUACAUCAGCCAGCAGGAGUACAAGCCCAGGUGGAGUCAAAUAAUUCCAAAAUGCAACAAAAGUACAAGCAACCAAGAAAUCAGCCGAGACGACGCCAACAGUGAUGGAGACGACAACAGGCCUGGGAUGAGGGGGGGACAUCAAAUGGUCAUUGAUGUCCAAACUGGUGAGACCUACGCAGCUAGUAAUGGUCCGAGUGCUCGAUCAUGCCAUAAGAUGUGCAUAGACUCUCAGCGACGUCAGAUUUACACGCUGGGCCGUUACCUAGACUCCAGCGUCAGGAAUAGCAAGUCCCUGAAGAGUGACUUCUACCGUUAUGACAUAGACGCAAACACCUGGACAUUACUAAGUGAGGAUACAUCAGCAGACGGAGGACCAAAGUUGGUGUUUGACCACCAGAUGUGCAUGGACUCAGAAAAGCAUAUGAUUUAUACAUUUGGCGGACGUAUCCUGACAUGUAAUGGCAGCAUGGAGGAUAGCAGGACGUCAGAGCCACAGUUCAGUGGCCUUUAUGCUUACCACUGCCAAGCAGGGACAUGGAGUCUUCUGCGGGAGGACUCCUGUAAUGCUGGGCCAGAGGAUGUCCAGUCUCGCAUUGGACAUUGUAUGCUCUUUCACACGAGAAAUCGCUGCCUGUACGUGUUUGGAGGUCAGCGUUCGAAGACGUACCUCAAUGAUUUCUUUAGCUAUGAUGUAGAUGGAGACCAUGUAGAGAUUAUAUCUGAUGGCACCAAGAAGGACUCUGGGAUGGUUCCCAUGACAGGCUUUACCCAAAGAGCCACCAUUGACCCUGAGCUCAACGAGAUCCACGUCCUCUCAGGCCUCAGCAAAGACAAGGACAAACGUGAGGAGAACGUGCGAAACUCCUUUUGGAUCUAUGACAUCACCCGCAAUAACUGGUCAUGUGUAUAUAAGAAUGAUCAGGCUGUGAAAGAAAACCCAAGCAAGACUCUGCAGGAGGAGGAGCCAUGUCCACGCUUUGCACACCAGCUUGUCUAUGAUGAAAUGCACAAAGUCCAUUACCUGUUUGGUGGAAACCCUGGGAAGUCAUGCUCACCUAAGAUGCGCUUGGAUGACUUCUGGUCCCUCAAACUGUGUCGGCCCUCUAAGGAGUACUUGCUCCGACACUGUAGAUACCUCAUUAGAAAAUACAGAUUUGAGGAGAAAGCCCAGUCGGAACCACUAAGUGCACUGAAAUACCUGCAAAAUGACCUGUCGCUCACUGUGGACCACACAGAUCCUGAUGAGACCAAAGAGUUCCAGCUCCUGCCUUCUGCACUCUUUAAGUCCAGCUCUGACUUCAUCCCUCUGGGUUUCUCAGAUGUAGACCAGACAUAUGCUCAGCGGACACAGCUCUUUGACACGCUGGUCAACUUCUUCCCGGACAGCAUGACUCCACCUAAGGGCAAUCUGGUAGACCUCAUCACCCUCUAGCCCCUCCAACCUGAAACACUUCAGGCACUAGACUCCUUGAACACACACCUGCACACAGAGAAAGUGGGACAGAGACUAGCUAUUUUUGUAAUCAUAAAUGCAGCUGGUUGGUUUACACCUUUCUGACUUCUUCCAAGCCAACCUGCUUGUUUCCUAAGCUGCAUUACUGUGAUGGUAAGGGCCAAGAAACACUGAAAGCAACACUGUGCUACAUGGAUAUGAGUAAAAUUCUUUGAUAGCCUAGAUGCAUGUUUGCAAUAUUCCUUUGGUUAAUAGUUGCUCAUGAAGAUUUGUCAGAAUCCCUUUUAAAUCUGCCAAAAUUGCUUGUUUUUCAUCUUAAUUUUCCUUCAAGGAAAAGUUGACGCCAAAAAAAGAGGAUGUUGCCCCUUUUGCUUUCACAGUUUUCCUUUUUUCAUUGCCUAGUGUUUUUUAAUUGCAGAUUUUUUCAGAAAAACUUCCACAAGGUCAAGGAUUGUCAUCCAUGCACUUCCAUCCACUUUUUGAGUGAGAUCAUUGAUGUGUUCAUCAAUCAAGUCCUAGAAAAUCCAGUUCAAGAAAAUCCAAAAUCACGUUUUUCAAGUUAUUUGAAGACGGUUCAGUUUUUUCAGCUCCUCCAUUCUGUUGGCACUGUUCUUUUUAGCAUCCCAACUGCAAAAGUUUAGGAUAUGGCUGACUUCCUGUCUGCUGCUAUUUUGAUGAUUUGGUUAGUUUGCUGCUCUGUAACACAUGCCCCUAAUAGUGAUUGUGACAAAAAUAUAGCUCCAGAAAAAAAUCUAUUAAUAGUGUUAGUGCUAUGAGACAAAGUUUAAUAUAUAUAUAAAUGUUUAAAGGUAUACUUAUUUUGAUUUUGGUUAUUAUUCUCAUUGGACUGGCUAAUACAAGAUCAAAUAGAUUUUUUUUCCUCAGUAAUUAUUAGUCUGUACUGCAAAGUGGAUAAAUUGUGUAUAUAUAUAUAUAUAUAUCUGUAUAUAUACAUAUAGUAAGUAUUUCAGUUUUCUGGAUAGAACACCUAAUGUACUGGAACAUGACUUUCCCUGUCCCGCUUUAUAAAACCUUUUUGGCUGAGUAGCUUAUAACCAAUAUAACCAAUGAAAAAUAAUUUAGAUAAGUUGGUUUGAACUUGUGAUGAACAUUUUGCAUCAGCUCUGACUACUGGUGUUUUGGCAAUAUGUUCCCGCAGUUUGCUAAAUUGUCUUUGAAGGGUUAUUUAAUUAUCUUUAAAUUCACACAAUUUUACCAAAAUACAUUCGGGACUUAGACAGUUGAGAAUAGUAGAUACAGCUUUUUAAAAUGGUUGGUCUUCAAGUUAUUCCUUUGUGAAUAAAAAGCAUGAAAAUGCCUUUUAUUCUUAAAGAUGCAAGCUUUAUUUAGACCGAAUAGAAAAACCGGAAUACAUCAUUUGAUAACUUUUUCUUAUUUAAUCUUUUGAUAUUUUAAGUGAUCAGUGGUCUAAAAUUUCCUUUCUUUCUUAAACUACUCAACAUGCCCCCCUUGCCUGAACUUAGCUGCUGUUUUUUCCUACAUCGCUUGUGUACUUUGACAGAACUUUUUUUCUUUCGCCAGAUAUAUACCAAUGUAUAUUUCUUAUUAAGUUACAGAAAUAGUGGCAUCUUCACUGCUAACUCUAUUUAAGAAAUUAAGAACAUAGCCACCAGGAUCGAGAAUCGCGAUACAUAUAGUGAGGUGUACCACUGUUGGAGGCACAACAAGCAUAGCCCACACUACCACACGUGAAAAUGUUAAGAGAAACAAUUGAGCCCUCUGCUUGAUUAUGUUACCAUGCAGCGUUAAUAUUAAACAUAACACAUUAACAUUCUAAAUGCUGUUUUUGUUGUUGUGGCAUAUACAACUGAGUUUUUUUUAAAUGGUUGUAGAUUACUUUAACAAAGAUUUUAUUCUGGAGCUUUAAGUAAUGUGGAGAAAAAUAAUCUGAUUUGCAUUUGUAAAAAUCAGCAAUAAAUAAGUACAUGAGUAAAUGCUUCUUUAAACAAAAUGCAACCUAUUUUUAGCAUCGAAUGUCCCUUCUCAGAAGUUCUUUGGUAACCAUAAAUUUUCCCCUCCACCAUUCAAAUUAUUUUAAUAAAAGAAUGUUCCGAGUCCUUUUAAUGUUUUUUCUUAUUUACAUUUCAAUCUGAGUCUCAUUGAAGAGGACUGUAGGGGAAUACCAACUCUCUAUGACGCUUACUAAUGUGGAAACAUGGGUUAGACUAACAACAGGUACUGGUUGUCAGUGCAAAUGGCAUUGAAUGCAUGAAUUUGAAUCACAAUCAAAUUACAGAUUACGUUUUCUUUUAUGAAAAACAAUUUUUCAUUGCAGAUUUUUUUUUUUUUAAUUUCAGAUGUAUUUAUUUUUUUUAAAUUGCAGAUUUUUUUUAAGAGCUAUAGGAAAAUACUUAUUUUUUCCCUGUUUAUAUUAACGGAAUGAAGAAAGUCAAAUGGGACAGAUACACAAGAAACUUUCGACCCUUUCUUUUUGGAUGUACAGGUUAAACAUUGACGUAAUUUCCACGCUCGGCUAUUUAAAUAUAGAUUUGUCAGUGGAAUCAUAGGUUGCUAUCAAUGUAGACAAUGAAGACUAUUUAGGAAUUCUUAUGGUAAUACUUAAUAUUCUUUCACAGGCUGUUAAAGCUAAAUAUGAUGUAGUGAACUAAGCAAAGGCUACUUGACUUUUAACUUAUUUGAAGGAAAAGAAUGUACCGUUUCUUCUCUUUUAAAUGCCAUAUAUUUAUUACCGUUAUCACUUUCUGUUGAUGGCAUUUUUUUCAGUGUCUGGGCUAACUUGAGUUGAUGGGAUUAGUUAGCUUGGCUUUUUUCAGAAAAAAACAUUCUUAUAUUGGCAUCUGUUAAAAUCACUAGUUACACUAGAGUUUUAGCUGAAUUGAUGAAACCCCAUAUUAUAAUGAUAAACCUGUCCAUUAUUUAUUUUUAUUGGUUACACGGUAUUAUUGAUCUUGAUCUCUGCAAGCUGAAGAUAAUUUAAUAUUAUUUCUAUUUCUACCCUCAGAAAAUAUUUUACAGGAAUUUGUUUAGCUCUGAACUUAAGUGUGCAGAAGAAGAGAAACUAAGGUUGAUAUACAUAGAAUAUGUUUCCAGUAAAUUAAGCCAAGAUGGCUGACUUCCCCUUCCAAUUAUUUCUCUUGUAAUUUAAUUACCAUUGAUAAACAACGUUCCAAUAAGUGCGCUAUUCUAUUAAAAUUGUAAUUCCUUUAGUAUGUUGUUGACUGUCAUUUGUUGCUGUCCUUUUGCAAUAUCUACCCAUCAUCAAUUAAAAUGAUAUUUUUGUUGUGUUUUUGACUACUAGUGUAUCAAACAAGUUAACCACGAGCAGAGGUCAGGACAAGUGUCCUGCUCUUUCAUGCAUUUGAUUUCCUGAAGUAAUUUCUAACGAUAAGUAAAAACCGUUUAGUUUAAACUAGUAUGUGGUCAUUGUUUAGUGUUUUGUUGGGGAGGAGUGGCAGCAUGUAUCUUCAAAUGGAUUUCUCCCUUUUGCUCUGAUGCCAACUAAAUACAAAUGUAAUUAUAAAGAAAGAAAAAAAAAAAGACUAAACAAAUAGCGAUUAUUUAUGGAAAACCACACCUGAUUCAUAAAGAAGCAGAUAUAAGAUAUAAUUCCAAGCAACUUUGUUUAAAAAAAAAAAAAAGACACACAAUGGCAAAUCAUUUUUUGGUAUUCAAUAUUUUGGGGUGUAUAUUUUCCACAUAACAUAAAAUUUACCGUGCGUAAACUUAAUUCUUUUCAUUUCAACUUUGGGUGAAAUGAGUGGGUGUCAAGAGUUUCAAGGCUGGUACUUUCAGUUCAGUUGGCGCUACUCUGGAUACAGUGAAUGUUUAGAAAGCCUUGUAGUAUUGCAUUGUAUUUAAUGUAUAUAAUGAAUAAAGAUUGUAUUUUGUUCAAGA